AUGAAAGGGAACAAGAUACCGAGAAAUGUUCUUUCUUACAAUCUCUGGAUGAACGCGUGCUGUGAGGUAAACGGUGUUGCAGGUGUGGAGUCUGUUUACAUGGAGAUGGUUGAUGACACGAGCGUUGAAGUUGGGUGGAGCUCGUUGUGUACUCUAGCGAAAGUUUAUAUUAAAGGUGUUUUUGUUGAGAAGGCGAGUUUGGUGCUUGAGAGUGCGGAGAAGAAGUUGAAUAGAAGCAAUAGGCUUGGGUACUUCUUCCUCAUCAAACUCUAUGCAUCUUUAGGAAACAAGGAAGGAGUUGUGAAGCUUUGGGAAGCUUCCAAGUCUGUUUCCGGCAGGGCUACUUGUGCAAACUACAUAUGCGUGUUGACAUCCUUGGUGAAACUUGGUGAUAUUGCAGAGGCUGAAAGGGUGUUUAGUGAAUGGGAGGAGACAUGUUUUAACUAUGAUGUUAGAGUCUCCAAUGUUCUUUUGGGUGCUUACAUGCGUGGUGGAGAUAUCCGCAGAGCCGAGGCGUUGCACCACCGUGUGUUGGAGAGAGGAGGUACUCCAAACUAUAAGACUUGGGAGAUUUUGAUGGAGGGGUUUGUGAAGUGCCAGAGUAUGGAGAAAGCCAUUGAUGCUAUGCACCGAGCAUUCGAAGUUAUGAAGCACUGUCAUUGGAGACCGUCACAAAAGAUUGUCAUGGCCAUUGCUGAGUACUUUGAGAAGGAGGCGAAGAUGGAUGAAGCAAACGGAUAUGUUAGAGAUUUACAUCGUUUAGGUCUUGCAAGCUUGCCGUUAUACAGAUUAUUACUUAGAAUGCAUGAACAUGUCCAGAGGCCAGCUUCUGACAUCUAUGAAAUGAUGAAGUUGGACAAAAUUAUAAUGGAUAGAGAAAGUUAA
Messenger RNA from Brassica oleracea var. oleracea, 885 nucleotides. Its product is annotated as pentatricopeptide repeat-containing protein At5g27460-like. Gene Ontology annotation, cellular component: mitochondrion. Bases 1 to 885 code for a protein of 294 amino acids. Gene Ontology annotation, molecular function: protein binding. The transcript has a single exon. Lineage: Eukaryota; Viridiplantae; Streptophyta; Magnoliopsida; Brassicales; Brassicaceae. The record is from RefSeq and is a predicted model, not a curated record.